This is a messenger RNA of Phyllopteryx taeniolatus (common seadragon), 3036 nucleotides long. It is a transcript of the gene tgfbr2b, whose product is annotated as transforming growth factor beta receptor 2b. Gene Ontology annotation, molecular function: ATP binding; transforming growth factor beta receptor activity, type II; SMAD binding. Bases 176 to 1792 code for a protein of 538 amino acids. NCBI's taxonomy places the organism in Eukaryota, Metazoa, Chordata, Actinopteri, Syngnathiformes, Syngnathidae. The transcript is spliced from 7 exons. Gene Ontology annotation, cellular component: signaling receptor complex; plasma membrane. Gene Ontology annotation, biological process: heart development; protein phosphorylation; transforming growth factor beta receptor signaling pathway. The record is from RefSeq and is a predicted model, not a curated record.
UGCUCGUACAGUGAGUCAUAUAGGACACGUCCUGCCCCGUUGUGUUUACUCUCUCACAGGAGCUGCGGGGAACAACAAGCGGAGCGAAGAAAGUUCGCUAAAGUGUGGAUAUUAACUCCCCGUCAAGGCUUCGCCUAAUUCAUGAGAAAAAGCGGGGGGCAUUGUCCGUUUCUUAAUGGAGCUACUUCGCUUUUCCGCUUUCUGGUGUGGAGCAAUACUCUGUGGUAGUAUUGUGCUCGAGCAGGCGGAUGCCUAUAUAAUAAAAGUAAGGAGGCUGUGCAAGUUUUGCGACGUGCAACCAACCCGCUGCACUGGUCGGGGAAGCUGCAAAGUGGAGUGUGGCAUCACAGCAAUCUGCACCCAUGACGACGAUGUGUGUGUCGCUAUUUGGAGGAAGAAGGACGAUAAUGUCACUUUUGACACCGUCUGCCACAACCCAGCUCACAAGCUGUAUGGCUUAGUCCUGGACGACUACAACAGCAGCAAGUGUGAGAUGAAAGAAAGAAAGGGCAUGGGCUCGUCGUUCUUCAUGUGCUCCUGCUCUGAGGAUGAGUGCAACGACCGUAUCAUCUUUAACGCCUACAUGGAUUCACAGGUUGCUGUCAUCCUAGUGAGCCUGGUUCCUCUCCUGAUCAUGGCGAUUGUGGUCAUUACUUCUUUCUACUGUUAUCGAGUCUACCGCCAGCGCAGAGCUAAUGCAAAACGCAAGAAACUGGACUUCAGUGAUGCUCACGCCAUUAUGGGGGACGACGAGGGUUCCGACAGCAGCUCAACGCAUGCCAACAACCUUAACCACAAUACUGAGUUGUUGCCCAUUGAACUGGAUACACAGGUGGGGAAAGGUCGCUUUGCUGAAGUUUACAAAGCCAAACUCAAGCAGGGAUCCUCCGUCAGUGACGAGCACGGUUUUGAAACUGUGGCGGUCAAGAUUUUCUCAUACGAGGAGUAUGCCUCCUGGAAGAAUGAGAAGGACAUUUUCUCGGACGCCGACUUGAGGCAUGAAAACGUGCUCCACUUCCUGACAGCAGAGGAGAGGAAGGUACAGAGACAGUACUGGCUGAUUACAGCGUACCAGCCAAGAGGCAACCUCCAAGAUUACUUGACCCAUCAUAUUAUCAGCUGGCACGACUUGUGGUUACUGGGAGGAUCGCUUGCCAGUGGACUGGCGCAUCUUCACAGUGACCACACACCAUGUGGCCGCUACAAGGUGCCUAUUGCACACAGAGACAUUAAGAGCUCCAACAUACUAGUCAAGAGUGACCUGACCUGCUGCCUGUGUGACUUUGGCCUUGCGCUCCGUCUGGACAAUUCACUGUCUGUGGAUGAGCUAGCCAAUAGUGGACAGGUGGGAACUGCAAGGUACAUGGCUCCAGAGGUCUUGGAGUCCAGGAUCAACCUGGAAAACAUUGAGUCCUUCAAACAGGCUGAUGUGUACUCCAUGGCACUUGUACUGUGGGAGAUCAUUUCCAGGUGCAGCGCUAUUGGAGAGGUGAAAGAGUAUGAGCCUCCCUUUGGAAACUUAAGGGAGCACCCAUGUGUAGAAAGCAUGAAGGACAGCGUGCUACGAGACAGAGGAAGACCUGAGAUUCCCAACAGCUGGAUCAACCACACAGGCAUCCAGGUGGUUUGUUCGUGCAUAGACGACUGCUGGGACCACGACCCAGAAGCCCGCCUGACAGCCCAGUGUGUCGCCGAGCGCUUCGACGACAUGGAGUACUUGGACAAGCUGUCCGACUGCUCCGACUCAGAAGAGAAGAUCCCCGAAGAAAUCAUUGUGGUGGACGAGAAGUAGCGCUCGACCCAAAACACACCGCCCCCUCCUGGGUGACAUGAAAGCAAACUGGAAAAAUCAGAGGUUAACUCCGAAGACCCGUGGACUAUUUGGAUCUUUCUCAUCUCAUAUACAGGCUUCCACAGACUGGAUCACAAACAAACAGGGAUAUCACAAUAUAAAGCUUUUAACCAAAUACUUUUGCACUUUAUGGUUAUCUAUGCACACUAAACGGCAUAUAUCCAGUGCCUCUUAUAUGUCAGGACAAAUACAUUUCAGGCAUGGAAAGGAAAGGAAUGCGUAUUUCAAAUAAGAGGUUUAAAUUAGAAAACAUUUCUAAUACUAAGACUGCUAAUGACACUAAUGUCCCAUGUACGUUUCAUGGUGGAACUUUAACUUAUUGUGACAUAGCAGUGACGCGUGUGUAAAGAAUUCAUGGCGAUAAUUUGUGUUUAAAAGCAACUUUGAAAACCAAAAAAGCAAAUCCGCCUGAAAGAGGGGGGGGAAAAAAAAAACGUGGUGCGUUUGUGUGUGUGUGUGUGUUACUCAGCAGUGUGAUCUACAGUAAAAAAAAAAAAAAAAAAAGAAGUCUGCUUAAUCAUUGCCAGACAUUAAAGGGGAAUAACAUACGUACAGUAUGUAAGUAGCCAACCUAAAAGUUCCGGCCUGCUGCCUGUAAAAGUUGAACUAUUGUUUUUGUUUUUGUGACAGAAACAGAGGGAGUAUACAUCCCAUGCUUAGAAAAAAGAAAUUAUACGAGUCAUUUGUUUUGUAUAAAAGAGUUAAGAUAUAAUUUAGUGUUACCAUAUAUGAAAUAUUAAGAGGUGUUAUUGAGGUUUUCAUGGGUUUGUCAGCUGGUUUGAGCAAGCCAGUGAAAGAUGGACUGUAUUCUAUAUAUAUUACACAGGCAAUGACAAAAGUAUGUUGCUUUGCUUGUAAUUUUAUAUCAGUACAGACACUAACUUUUAACCUAUAUGCCUAAACGUGGAAAAUUCACAUCCUCCGUUAUGUCAUUUCUCAUUUUGUCCAUUUUACUAGGAGUUCUCCUUGUUUACAAUAUGAAUUACCAAUUUUCUGUACAGCAGCUUCCACCAGCAGUUGAUCCUGGACUGGUCUCUUUGUUCUGCUUUCUUUAAACAUUGGCAGGAUUUGGGACCUCAGCAGUCACUAGACCACAGACAGGGGCCUAAACCAAAGACUCGUAUCACAGUUUUAAUUUCUGUGUUCUUAUCCUAUUCCGGAUUAAAUUUUUUAAUCUAUCUCCA